CUUCCAUACCUUGCAGUACUCCCACGUACCCCGUUUGAGAAUCACUAGAUACCGCUCAUUACCCAAAUCUCGCCGGGAGGUUCGAUCUCGCGAUAUCCAGUGGACAAAUCGUUGAACCUGUCGAGUGGAUCCUUACAAUCUGACCACAGGCGGACCUGACUUUCUACACAGCCUCGUACAACCUGAGCAGAUAUGAGCAGCAGGAAAAAGAAGGUGACAAUGAAGUGGCUACAAAAGGCAACCACCCCCACACACCUUCGAGGGAGAGGGGCUACCUCAGUCACACCCACUCGCUGGAAUAUGUUGCCAAAUGAAGAUUCAAAAUCUUUGCCCCUAAGUGAUUCUCCAGGACUUGGUGGACUGGGAACUCUUUGUUUGGACACUCCCAAGAGAAAAGUAGGGGUGCUGGAUGAGAGCGGGUCUUCUGAAGGCAAAGUUAAGCUGAGGAAGCUUUCCAAGAGAAAAUUUGAAAGCUUCCUAACCUCAUCGGAAACACCUGUGGACAACACACCUGAGCAGCUGGAAUCCCUGGAAAGCCCUCAAGUAUCUACACAGCAAUCUCAUCCUUUCAUCCCCAAAAAGAAAGACAGGACACCUGAGGAGGGUUCAAAGGCUAUCUACAGGAACGCAUUGCUUGCAGCCAUUGACAGUACAAGAGAGAGACCCAGCACUUCUGGUAUCCCGAAGACUGACACCAAGAGCCAGUCUUUGACAUUUGAAGCUUCACCACUGACAACUGAAGAGACAAGUCCAGAAUCAUUCAACAGAAUGGUCAUGACCAUGAACUGUUCCCCAGUCAGACUUGAGAGUAGAUAUGAGGACAACUGCACUCUGCAGGACAAUCAGUGGUCUGUCCUGUAUGGGUCUGAGGACGCAAGAGCCCAAACUGACAACUCAGAGUAUGAAACAGAUGGAAGGAGUGUUUUGCUGAACAAGGAAGAUUCAUUUGGUGCUUCAGGUUCUAUGUUUGAAGACACAGCCUCUCAAGAAGAGUUAUUUGCUACAGCAAACGACCAGGAAGUAAAAGACUGUGACUCAUCCCUCCCAAGUCUGAAGUAUAUCCCAGAUUCUGUUAUGUCUUGUCUCACACCUCAUCAGGAAAAUGAUUCUGAAAGCCGACAACAGCAAGGACGAUCAGUGAAUUAUCGUGGAGCCUCAACUUCCUCUCCAGCCUUUCCAUCAAAUGAUGAAGCCACUUGGACCAACCAGGCGCCUGCUGAGCACAUGAGGACAACUUCCUCACUUUUUCAAAGGACAGGCUUUGUCUCAGACAAGUCACCAAAACUGCCAAACACUGGACAUUCAAGUGCACCUAGAGUUGAAACUGAGAAUUCCUGUUCCUGCGACAUUACGGGAUCCUCACCAGACUCCUUUGCUCUGCCACUGUACUCAAGUAGAAGAUCACUUGACAACUCUUACUCAGUCCCUUCAAACAAACGCAGGCAGUCAGAUUAUGGCUCCUACAUGCGUUGCCCCUCUUCCUCUCGUACCCAUGGCUGCAGUCCUACAAAGAGACUAUCCUUGGGGGCUGAACCCAUGUGGACCAGUUUUCCAUACCUCUGGGAUCCAGUUGGUUUUAUUGACACACACUGUCAUAUAGACAUGCUGUAUGGCAAACUUGGCUUCGCUGGGACAUUCAGCAGCUUUCAAAGGAAGUAUCGAAGCAGCUUCCCUCAGGAGUUUAGGGGCUGUAUUACAGAUUUUUGCAACCCAGAGAUCAUGAUGAAGCAGGGCCUGUGGGAAGGUCUGCUUUCAGAAGAUAUGGUAUGGGGGGCAUUUGGGUGCCACCCCCACUUUGCCAAAAAUUACUCAAGUGUCCAUGAACAUAACAUAAUGAUGGCUAUGAGGCAUCCAAAAGCAGUGGCGUUUGGUGAGAUGGGUCUGGACUACUCCCACAAAAACUCAACAGAUUCCUCCAAGCAGAAGAAGGUGUUUGAGCGUCAGCUGCGCUUGGCUGUAACCAUGCAGAAGCCUCUGGUGAUCCACUGUAGGGACGCAGACGAUGACCUGCUGGAGAUCAUGAAGAAGUGUGUCCCAAGGGAUUAUAAAAUCCACAGACACUGUUUCACUAACAGUUAUCCAGUGAUCGAGCCCUUUCUGACAGAGUUCCCUAACCUGUAUGUGGGCUUCACAGCACUGAUCACCUACCCCAGUGCCACUGCGGCCCGUGCUGCAGUCCGCCAGAUCCCUCUGAACCGAAUUGUGUUGGAGACAGACGCCCCAUAUUUCCUGCCCAGAGGGGUCUGUAAAGAUGUCUGCCAGUUCUCUCAUCCUGGAAUGGGCAUCCACACGCUGCGGGAGCUGAGCCGUCUGAAGAAGGAAGACAUGUCCACUGUCCUCGCUACUGUCCGAGAAAACACCUCUCAGCUCUACGGCAUAUGAAGCUCAGAUGAGGAGGAUAAAAAAAAAAAGAGCAGCUAAGACAAGACAGAAUCUGUGUUUUUGGCGCAAACAUGUCAUGUGACUUUUAGUUCAAGAUACACCAUCCUCUGAUGUGGAGAAUUUAAAAGAUGGUGGAUCAGUCUCAUUUUAGACAAGCUUAUCUUGAGUGUUAUAAAAGAAGGGGUAAAAGAAGAAACAUUACUGAUCUAAAUGUGUCUUAGCAAUAUUGUGUAUGAUAGUUUUCUUGAUAUAUUUAAUGUCAAUGUUCAUCUCUAAUUUAAUUCCUAAGCAUUUUGUGUUGAAUGUUAAUAUUCUUGCUGUGUUGGGGUAAUUUAACAUCCCUUUAACUUGUUCUAAUUUGUCUGGAUGUAAUUUUUUUGCUGAUGCUGUCUAGUUGUCUGUAGUUUGAUAAAUUAGACACAUAUUAAGAGUUGAAUGUUUCCUCUUAA
Notolabrus celidotus (New Zealand spotty) is the source of this 2831-nucleotide messenger RNA. It is a transcript of the gene tatdn2, whose product is annotated as TatD DNase domain containing 2. The record is from RefSeq and is a predicted model, not a curated record. NCBI's taxonomy places the organism in Eukaryota, Metazoa, Chordata, Actinopteri, Labriformes, Labridae. Gene Ontology annotation, molecular function: hydrolase activity, acting on ester bonds. The transcript has 8 exons. The coding region runs from base 193 to 2382 and encodes 729 amino acids.